Mesorhabditis spiculigera is the source of this 207-nucleotide messenger RNA. Lineage: Eukaryota; Metazoa; Nematoda; Chromadorea; Rhabditida; Rhabditidae. The record is from the annotation of a GenBank genome assembly.
AUGGAAGGGAAAUCUGAUCGGUCGCGGCCCGACGAGUUCAAGAAUUCCACCGUACCACCCGUCCCGCAUGCGGCCACUGACGACGUCUGCCCUUUUUGUUAUCUGGAUGCAGGAACCUGGAGUAGUCACUACGACAGCAAUUCCGACUACGACAGCGGUUGCGAUUACUACUACUAUGGCUGCCGAGACCACGACGACGGCGGGAUG